Messenger RNA from Eriocheir sinensis (Chinese mitten crab), 1319 nucleotides. Its product is annotated as intraflagellar transport protein 22 homolog. The transcript is spliced from 4 exons. NCBI's taxonomy places the organism in Eukaryota, Metazoa, Arthropoda, Malacostraca, Decapoda, Varunidae. Gene Ontology annotation, cellular component: endomembrane system. Gene Ontology annotation, molecular function: GTPase activity. Bases 311 to 862 code for a protein of 183 amino acids. Gene Ontology annotation, biological process: intracellular protein transport. The record is from RefSeq and is a predicted model, not a curated record.
CACAUUCCUGCCGCCAUUCUGUAAACAAACAGCCGCCUGGUGUCGUGUCCUCCCGGGCCGUGGUGCCGCGCUGGUCCGCUCCUCAAACACUCCAGAAGAAGACGAGAAGGUUGUCAGCGCCUUAAUACUCAAGCAGAGUUAAUAAGUGGCAGUUAUAAGUGCUCAGUGACCACACACUUAACGAGGAAGACUGGUUACCUGGCAGGAGUAGGAACACUGCACCGGGCCGCCGUGUGUUGGGCAGCGGUGCAGGCCGGAGCAGGCCGCCCGCCGAGGAGUCAGGCCCUGCAGGUUGCGCGGCGCCGCGGCCAUGCACAACAAGGUCAAGAUCCUGGUGGUGGGGCCGCCCGAGUGCGGCAAGACAACACUGACCAACUUUCUGAGUGAGGCGGGUGAGGUUGGAGGUGGAAGUUACCGUCCCACCAAAGGGUGUCGCAUUGUUGAGUUUGAGAUCCCCAACUUGAAUGUCAACAACAUGACCACCAAAGUUGAGGUGGAGCUGUGGGAUGUGAGUGGGGACAGAAGAUUUGAGAGUUGCUGGCCAACCAUCCAGAGGGGUAGCAAUGGGGUCGUGUUUGUGUACAAUCCCGGGCGAGAGGACCAGGCGCGGAUGUUAGACUCCCUGUACAACCAGUUUGCUGCACAGCAUGGAGUGAGGGAGGCUCAGUGUGUUGUUUUCUGCCACUACAAGCCAGGGCUUCAGGGCAAAGGAGCAAAGCUUUCGAAUGCGUUCAGCAAGAUUCCAGUGAUUGACACUCAGCUGGAGGAGGACAGCGGGAGUGUUCGCAGGGAUUUCAAUACCUUUGUUGCGUCUGUUUUGAGUCACGUGUCAGCUGCUGCAGAAAAUUCUAUUUUGAUGUGAUUCGCUCACCACCUUGCCUCUUAUCAGAUAUAUAUACUCGUAUAAUAGAAAUUGCUAUGUUACAUGUAGCAGAACUAAUUGCAACAUUUUGUUGUUUUUUCUUACUGAAAUACACUUUUUAAGGAACAGUUGGGCAGAGAGAGAUUGCAUAGCAUUCUGGAGAAAGUUUUGUCAGUUUUUGAGAGAUGGUGUUGACAUAAACAUUUUGCUUCACAUUCAGUGUCAGCAAGUAUUGACUAAUGCCCCAGCAGAUUGUCAUUAAAGGCAGGCAUUUUGUAGUUGAUAUUUCACGAGGCAUAAUAACGUCAUAUACACUUACCAUAAUGAUAGCAAUGCAUGACCAAGUGUGAGGACAUAUUCAAAGUCAUAGGUAUUUAUACACAUAUGUUUUAUUUGAACUCUAGUCAUUAUAAACUAGGUGCCUGAUUAAUCCGUCCAAAUAAAGUACAGUAUAUUU